This is a messenger RNA of Wyeomyia smithii (pitcher-plant mosquito), 13341 nucleotides long. Its product is annotated as unconventional myosin-IXb-like. The record is from RefSeq and is a predicted model, not a curated record. Gene Ontology annotation, biological process: intracellular signal transduction. The transcript is spliced from 19 exons. Gene Ontology annotation, molecular function: GTPase activator activity; protein binding; microfilament motor activity. Bases 1984 to 9885 code for a protein of 2633 amino acids. NCBI's taxonomy places the organism in Eukaryota, Metazoa, Arthropoda, Insecta, Diptera, Culicidae. Gene Ontology annotation, cellular component: myosin complex.
CUCCGUGGUCUUGGUCUCGUCUCGUGGUUUCUGUGUUCGAACGAUUGGACGACGACGACGUCGUCGUGUCAGCUCAGCUCUGCGAAAGCCAUUGCCAUAGUCAGACAACAGGAGGCCAACAAGAAGUUUAGUGUUGCGUUAAAAAAAUAUUUCACACGGAAAACGAAGGAUUUCCUGAACAUUUUCAGGUACGAUUUUGGCCUGCAUUUAAAUCUCACCGAGUGUGGAACUCUUUCGGACCGGUCAGUGUGAAACGAAAGCAGUUUAUUUGGCUUAAAAGUUAGAAUCGCGAACGCAAUUUUACGGGAAAGUUGCCUUUCUGCGAAAUAUGUGAGCCACAUCCAACCUCCUCCGUGGUGGGCUCUUGUGCAACAGAGAUUGGUGGAAUCGAUUCCGAAAGUGUGUCGUGUCUUAGCUUCAUACGAGUGAAAAUCUAGUGUCCAGGGUAAAUUCCAUCACGAAAUUUACGUUCAUUUCCAGUGAUAGCAUUUAAUUCCGUUCGAUCGUGUGCAAUCUACGUGGGCCCUCCGAAUGGUGGCAGUAACGGAACGCAGGCGGCCGUGAUUUUCGCUGUCGACAUUUUGACAUCCGCAUACAUUCUCGCUUGCUGUGUGUAAAUAUGUCUGGAAAAAAAUGACACCAGUGGAGAGGGCAGGAAUUCAUCCGCCGGGAUUAAAGCGCGCCUAGUCGACAGAAGGACAAUCGAUCUCGUAAAAAGGAAUAGUAGCUGUAGCACUCGGAGUAUUUCGAGAUCGUGUAGGCGGGCGGCGGCAUCAUAUCUCUGGGAGUCUGUGCGAAAGUGUGUGUCCGUGUGUGCGUGUGCUGGCCAUCCCGAUCCAGUGUUCUCCUACUGGCACUGGAGUGAUAUCUGCUCUGCUCUCCGCGGUAUCAAGUGCACACGAAAACAGGAAAAUGAUGUGUGCAAUAAUAGAGCCUGUUCCGUAUUCAAGCUGAGCCGAGAGUUAAGCAGCAAGCAGUCGCGGUUAUUUUGCUUUUAUCGUCCGGCGCUAAAUAGUGAUGAUGUGAAAGAAUUCACAACCGCAGUGCUUAGCUUGCAUUAGUGGAGUGGUAUCGAAGUUGUGUGUGUGUGUAAGUGUGUCUAUACGCUGAUUAUCACCGUUUCUAGGCAUGUGUAUGUGGUUUUUGUUCUACCAGUGCAGAUGCGGUAGAGGCGGGUAACGAAGCUUGAAUUUAAAAAAUCAGCGGCCAGAUAUCGUGCCAGAGCGACGGAGAAAUGUGUGCAGUGUUGAAAAGAAGGGAAAUAGAUACAACAUAUUAAUCGUAUAGCUCGGUUAGCAAGAGGUGAGAAAGAACAGAAUUCAGAGGAGGAGAGGUGUUAUCAAAUUCAAAAGCAACAACAAUCGUGUCCGGAUGAGUGGAGGCGAAUCCGACGGGCAUGGAAUUUGUGUGUGUGCGAAUAUGCUUAAGUAAGUGGAAAAAGCAAUAACAGGAGCUGCAAGGUUCUUAAAGCUCAUGUUGUGACCAUUUGUGUUUCGUCGCAGGGGGCCAGUCUCGGUAAUCUUAGCGUAAUAGCGAGAAAUAUGUGAAAAAUGCCAAUUUAACCAAAAUAGCAGUUGUGUGUAUCAGUGCGAAUGCUUGAAAUAAAUCUUCUAGAAGUUUAUGACAAGCGUGGGAAGCGAAACAAACCAGAGAAAUAAAAGUGGUAGUACAUAGCAAAUGUUGAAUCUCUCUAUCGGUUGCGUUCCGAACCAGGAAUCCUAGUGGUCCAAAGAAGGCGAUCUGAUGCUGCACGUGGCCCAGAAGGUCGAACCGCUGUACCAGAAUGAGCGGAACCAUUCGGGUCAUUCGGCUAGAAACGAAAACUGAAAGUGAAACAACUAGCGUAACGACGGCCGUGCCUGGCGGUUCGCCAACCAGAAGCGAUAAAGCGUAUGAGCAGCCGCUGCUCGGUUGUCGACGACAGCAACAGCAACUACAUCAACAACAGCAUCAACAGCGACAAAAACUGCUAAAUCAGCAACAAUGCAGUCCCAGGACGCGAUAGGCGAUUGCUCUCGUUACAUCUUGCAGGUGUAUGUCGGGGCCCUGUCACUCCACUAUGAAGCACUCAGUGUGGAGGCCUCAAAGCAAACCACGGCGGAGGAAAUCGUGUCCUGUAUUGUCGAACGGUUAGGAUUGACGGGUAACAACUAUGAGCUAGCUGAAGUGGCCGGAGAAUGUAAGGAACGGCGGCUGUCGUCCCACGAGAAACCCGUUUCCGUGAUGUUGCUAUGGCCGAUGCAUUCGGAGAAAGAUUUUCAUAGAUUUUAUUUACGUGAGAGACAAACCGAUGUUCCUUGGCUAGAUAAUUAUGGACUGGAUCCACAAAUACUAAGAGACUUUAUACCAUUUCUAUGUCAGAAAGACAAUAGAGAGUAUCCUGAUUUGUGCCAAUUGCCGGACCUCAAUGAAGCAACACUGCUGGAGAAUCUGCGGCAGCGCUUCGAAGCUGGCCACAUCUACACCUACGUUGGAAGCAUACUGAUCGCGGUGAACCCGUUCAAGUUUCAUCCAAUAUACAACCCGAAAUAUGUGCGGCUGUACCAGAACCAACGGAUCGGACCGAUCCUGCCGCCCCACAUAUUCGCGAUCGCUGAUAACGCUUACUACAACAUGCUGAAGGAGAAGCGAAAUCAGUGUAUCGUUAUCAGCGGCGAAAGUGGUUCCGGUAAAACCGAAAGUACCAAUUUUCUGCUGCACCACCUGACGGCUCUGUCCCAGAAGGGAGCGCACGGAUCCGGCGUGGAGCAAACCAUUCUCAGUGCCGGACCGGUGCUGGAAGCGUUCGGAAAUGCCAAAACAGCGCACAACAACAACAGCAGCCGGUUCGGUAAAUUCAUCCAGGUCAACUACCGGGAAAACGGUAUGGUCCAGGGUGCAGUCGUGCAAAAAUAUCUGCUCGAGAAAAGUCGCAUCGUUUCGCAGGGGCACUACGAGCGGAACUACCACGUGUUCUACUAUCUGUUAUCGGGGGCCACGGAACAGGAACGAGUAGCGCUUCAUCUGCUGCCAGCUGAAAAGUAUCACUACUUGAACGCCAAAAAUCUUACCCUGGAGAACUGUGACGAAAAGUAUGAAUUCUCGCGGCUAAAACAGAGCAUGGAAAUGGUCGGAUUUUCGGCCGAAAAGCAGCGGAGGUUGUUUGCCGUUUUGUCCGCUGUUUUGUUGCUGGGAAAUGUGGAGUUCUUUCCGAAAAAAUCCACCUAUCACCACGAUGAAAGUGUCCAGGUGCGGAACCCGGAAGUGGUUGGACUGAUAUCGGAGUUGCUGCGAGUUAAGCAGGAAACGCUACUCUCGGCGUUAACAUCGAAACGAGUCAAGGCCAGCGGUGAAACGUUGAUCAUGCAGUACAAGCUGCCGGAAGCGAUCGCCGCUAGGGACGCGCUGGCUAAGUGUCUCUACGGAGCACUGUUCGAUUGGAUCGUCCUACAGGUGAACCACGCGCUGCUGAACAAGGACCAAACCAUGCAUACCGGACACUCGAUCGGUGUGCUGGACAUCUUUGGCUUCGAAGACUUUGGACUGCAGAACAGUUUCGAGCAGUUGUGCAUUAACUAUGCCAAUGAGCAUUUACAGUAUUAUUUCAAUUUGCACGUGUUCAAAUAUGAGCAAAAAGAGUAUAAGAGAGAGGGCAUCAAAUGGACUGACAUUGAGUUUUUGGACAAUUCGGGAUGUCUGCAGUUGUUUGAGUCGAAACCCUCUGGGUUGCUAUGUAUUUUGGAUGAUUUAUGCAAUUUCCCGGGAGCAACCAACGAAACUUUAUUGCAAAAGUUUAACAGCGUCCACAAAGACAGUCAGUUCUAUGAGAAACCUCAGCGGAAGGAAAAUGCAUUUAUCAUUAAACAUUACGCUGGCAAAGUGAAAUAUCAGGUGGCUGAAAUGCGCGAAAAGAAUCUCGAUUUGAUGCGGCAGGACAUUGUGAGCGUACUGAAAAAUUCCAGUAUGGCAUUUGUGCGGGAGCUGGUCGGUGCCGAUCCGGUGGCAGUGUUCCGAUGGGCCAUUCUACGGGCAUUUUUUCGCGGCUAUUUUGCAUUUAGAUCGGCCGGUAUCAAGCACCGAAAGGAGCGAACCGAUCAGUCCUACAAUAAACUCGCCACCAAGAGUCGCUACCGGGCUCCAAACGAGAGCAUCGUUAGUCAUCUAGUGACGGUUUCAUCGGUGAACCUAACUAUUAACCGAAUCGCUAAGCGAAUUAGUAAUGCCAUGCACGAUAUCACCUCGAACGUAACGAACAACAACAGCGGCCAUAGCGGAAACAGUGCCAACAGUAGCGGAAUAAGCUAUCGCCAGUCGCUUGGCCCGGGGACGACCGUAGCGCUAAGCAACAAUCUCGGGGCUAGUGGGACACCCCGGAGAUCCUGGUCUAGCUACGCAUUCAGCAAUAAAAACUUUCCGGACGGUAAGCUCAGCUUUGAAAACCAACAGCAGCAACAACAGCAGCAUCAAACCACCGGUUCCCAGUCCUCUGUAUAUAGUAAUAGUAAUAGCAGUAGCGCUAGUGGCAAACAAUUGUUGACAACAAACGUAACCGGCAGCGGCGGCGGAAAAAUGGGCUACAACUCGUCCCUGGCCGCCCGGAAUCGCUUCGAACGCUCGACGCAGGAUGUGAUGGCGCGCGCUUCGCAGAUUGUAAUGAAAAACAAAUCCUUUCGUCCCCGAGAACGACCGAAGAAAGGCCUGAAAAACUUGCAGUCGGUGAAAACGCUCUCCGCCGGCCAGAAUCUCAGCAACAAUCAGACGGCGGUGAAAACUCGCAAACAACCGCUCACGGUGACGGCCCAGUUCCAGAUCUCGCUGAUUGCCCUCAUGGAAACUCUCAAUCAGGCGAAUCCAUUCUUCAUUCGGUGUAUCAAAUCGAAUCCGAACAAGGUGCCCAAUCAGUUUGACGAUGCCACCAUCACAAGACAGCUCCGUUACACCGGCAUGCUGGAGACGGUGCGAAUUCGCCGGGCAGGAUACAAUGUGCGGCUCACGUACGAAGAGUUUAUCCAGCUGUACCGGAUUCUGCUGCCGAAGGGUUUGGUCAGUUCGCAGAAGGAUGUUCGGGACUUUAUGAACACGAUGGACCUCAACAAGCAGCACUACCAGCUCGGACUGACGAAGAUCUACAUGCGCGAGUCGCAGAAAAUGCGGCUGGAUAUCUGUCUGCACACGCGUAUCAUCGACAGUAUCAUCACGAUCCAACGGUGGUUUCGAUCGAUUUUGCAGCGUAAAAAGUACUGCCAGUAUCGGAGUGCGGCCUGCACGAUCCAAUCAUACUGGCGGUUGUACCUGAAGGAAAAGCAGGCCAAGUUCCUGCGUAAAAUUCGGACGGAGGCGGCCACCCUCAUACAGAGCACCUGGCGGGGCUACACGGUACGGAAGUGGUAUAACAGGCUAAAGACUGGCGUCCUGGUGAUACAGGCGCGAAUACGAGGGAAUCAGGCACGGGAGCGGUUCAAGGUGAAUUUAAGCAAGAAACUACAACGCGAACGUGCCAAAUUGCGUUCUACGCAAAGCCUCCCUCCGGUGGAACGUCCGUUGGACACUUCGUUCGAUACACCGGAGAUUCUGCAGCACAAGGCAAUCAUCGUCGGCGGCAAAAGGCAACCGACGCCACCCGUUGGCAUUAGUUUCGAGUCGGCUGUUGAUAUUGUUAACAAGAAUCAGGCACUGUUUAGCGACAACAGUCUGAGCAGUGCGGAUUUCAUCGAUGACGAUGACGAUGAUGAUGAUGAGGAUGAUGAAGACUGCUACGAGGAUAUGGGUCUGGUGGAUGAACCAAGCUACGGUGCAUCCGCGGCUUUGAGACGUGAAAUGUUGCUAGAGAAGAAUGCCUGCAGCGGUGGUAGCUCGGACGGUGGUCUGCUGGAUGGAUACAACAGCAGUCACGUGAAGGUGCCCCUCCAAAGGCAGGACGAUGUAUUGGAUCGGCCAAUACGAAAGUAUGAAAUCGAGCGAGCAAGCAAGAGCACAUUCGACGAUGCCGAAUUGGCUAAGUAUCGCUAUGAACGAGGCUUAAGCUCGAUUGGAGGUGCCAGUGGGAAGUUACCGGUGCGACGGGUAGACUCCGGACCAUCGCCGAGUCAUCGAGUGCGGUACGAUGCAUACGGCAGCAGCAGUGGCAACGCUGCUCUGAGUAGUGGUGGAAUGAUUCGAAAUCAAAACCACAGCAAUAAUAGUUUUAGUUCCAGUAAUGUUGAAAUCGUUCUUGUACAUACGGGCUUAGAUAGUCUCUCUUCAGUGGCCACUUCCGGAAUUGCCAAUAGCGGUGUCGGUAGCAGUGGUGGUGGCGCUGGUGGCAGCAGUUCACAUGCUCUACCCGUCGCUCCUGAGCAGUCGCAAAAACAUCCUCUUCAGCGGAAUCUCAACCGUAAUACGAUAAGUCAAACGCAACAACAAUCCAGUACCACACUCAGUCGCCGGGAACUGCUGUGCCGCAGCCAAGGCGACGAAAUCAACUCCAAUUAUCAUUUACAGCAUCUUCAGUCUUCAUCUCUAACGCCAUCGUUGUCGGGUGCCCUGUCUACUGCAAACUAUCAGAAUAUCCAGUACACUUCCACUCCGACGACGGCCUACCAUCAGCAGCAACAGCAGCAGCAGCAGCACCAGCAUCAACCGCAACAACCCCACUCCUUCAACAACAAUAACAACAACAACACAAUCAAACACUCCUCCAGCUCUUCCAAUGCCAACAACAGCAACAGUGGCAGUACUAACAGUCUGUACAACUACGUAACGCAGCAGCAGUCACGGCAAUCGUCAGAACAGCAAUACAUUCAAACUGGUAACGUCACAGGACUACAAAGUGGCCAACGCUCGAUGAGCAACUAUUCGGAUGAUUUCGUCCAGAAUUACUACAACACCGCCACGCCAAAGGGUAAAGCGGCAGCCCUGCUCGGAACCACCAAAUCGGAAGAUUCCAAGCACCCCGGCAAGGAUAUCGACUUGACCCUAUCGAGUGCAACCAACGCAGCUGUUGGUCCGGUUGCACCCAGCAAAACGCGCCGCAUCAAAACGAAUCUCAGUGAUGACUUUUCCGGAGUGAUUACCAGUGGACAGAAUAGUGGUUCCGGUCAAACGGCACUAAGGCGGGGUGCCAUCGCCGGAAUGGAUACGUUGAAGCGCCGUAAUUCGGAUCCAGCCAAUAAAAUUCCACUGCUGGAAGUGAACCGAGGAAACGACAUGUACCAGUCGAGUACGCGAAUUAACAUCGCCGGGCACCAGUUUCGCAAGGUGCAGCGGAUCAAUAAGGCGGAAAAAUGUGCCAGCUGUCAGGAGAGUGAUUCUUUCGUGAACGAAGGCUACCGAUGUCUGGACUGUAAGGUGCUGGUGCACACCAAAUGCAUCCAGAAUGGUGGCAUUAAGUCGCUACAGUGUGCCGCGAAGCGGUCAAAGCGGAUACGGACGGGAAAGCAUGACAAACACGCCCCGAUCGGGUUGGGCAGCACCAGCACACCGAACUCGAAGUUUUCCGCCACGAGAGAGUACACCGAUUCGACGGAUAAGAUUAUAAGUGAUGCCAAAGAGCUGCAGCUGAUGCAGGACUUUAUCACGCAAAAGAUCUGCAAGAUGGAAAGCGACUGUGAGAAGCCCUCGGAGGUGGACCGGGUGUUCAAGCAGGCUCUGCGGGAGUUCAAGGACAAUUUGGUGGCGCAGUACAGUGUGGCGCAUAAGCAGAACUCCGAUGUGCUGAACAUUAAGUACAGGGAUCUGAUCGCUAACUUCGAGCAGGUGAUCGAAACGAGCUCCGGCAAGAAGAACGAUUUCCCGCUGACGAUGGGUGUGAAUGCGUUCCGUGGCUUUAUGAACGAGUUCAUGAACUCGCGGGAAACCGAGAAGCCGAAGACUAAGCGGAAAAAAGACAAGAAACGAAAGCACGACGAACAUACCACGUACAACGGUCACACAUUCCAGCUGACGAUCAUCAACAUUGCAACGGCCUGCGAAAUCUGCCAACAAUUUCUCCUUUGGCCAAUCGAACGAGGAUUGGUCUGCCAAAACUGUCGGCUGACGUGCCACAAGCGGUGCUACCUCAAAUCGGUGGCAUGCAGCAAGAUAGCCAACUCGGGACCGCUGGUGCAGGGCAUGACGAGCGUCGGUGGUACCGGAGGUAGUGGCGUUGUUUGCGACUCCAGUGGACAACCCACGAAGCUGUUCGGCGUUCCGCUGACGGCUCUGUGCGCCGGUAGCGAUGGCAUCAAAAUUCCGGCACAAAUUUACAGCCUAAUCAUGAUGAUCGAGAUGCAUGGACUGUACUCGGAAGGUAUCUAUCGGAAGAGUGGCGUUAGCUCGAAGAUCAAGGAACUGAAGGUCAAGAUGGACCGGGGUAUGGGCAGUUCGGACGAGAUGGACUACGAGAGUUACAACGUGCAUGUUCUGACGAAUGUUCUCAAAUCGUUCCUGCGGGAGAUGCCAGAGCCACUGCUAACGUUCGACAGGUAUGACGAUUUUCUCCGAGCAGCGGAUUUGUCGGAUGGCAACGAUAGGGUACAGACGAUACUGUCACUGAUCAAAAAGAUUCCGCCGGCACAUCACUGUCUACUGGAGAGGUUGAUCUUUCAUCUGGCAUUGGUGGCCAAGCUGGAACAGUACAACCGGAUGUCGGCCAGUUCAUUAGCGAUUGUGUUUGCUCCCUGUGUGCUGCGUACGAAUCGAUAUGUUCCAGCGCAGGACAGUCUGAAUGACAUCGGCAGGCAAACGAAGUGUAUGGAGACGUUGAUAACGCAAAAGAUGUUGAACGUCAAGAGCACCCUUGCGGAUAUUGACACGUUAGAUACGGCGGCCCAUACGGCAACGACGAGAUUAAGUACGUUACGUAGCAGUAAAGUGUUCACGCAGGAAGAGAUGGUUACUAACUCGCGGGUUGGAGGCGGAAGCUUGGAAACGGAAACUGAAGAGAUGUUGCUGGAAGGACAUAUCCAGGAGAUCAAAAAGGAGAAAGCAUUGCUGACGUCGACGCUGCCCAGUCUAGCGCGAGCCAGUUCGGACGAUGACUUACUGUCGACGGAUCUGGACGGAGAAGGCGGUAGCUUGGAUGAUCUGAGUAGUAGUAAGGACAAGGAUCUGGACAACAGUUACAACAACGUGAUUAGCGAUAGUGGCAUCUCCAUCCGCUACCAACCGCCGUCGGAUCACGGAAGCAGUAAUGUUAGUCUCAACAAUGACGUACCAAUGGCUGUGAAUUAUAAUUUACGAGAUCAAAGCAUCGAUUACUUCCAUAAGGUAGGCAAAACGAAAUCUCUAUCCCACCAAACGUUGCUGGAUCGGGAAGCAUUUCUUAAAAGCGGUAGCCAUGGCAGCGGUUCCGCUACCACUCCUCAAUCGCCGACAGCAACGAUCACCGCGUCAUCUUCGUCACCCUCGUCCUCAUCGGCUCCGUCAAUGAUUAAAUCACAGAACGGAAGCUCCAGCAGUGUUAGCAAUAAUAGCAGCAGCAAACGAUCCGAUAGUCAACAGAUGAAUCUCAGCCAUUCGAUGGUAACCCUCUCGACCGACGGUGGUCGCAGUGGAACGGGUGGAUCCGCCAGCAAUUCCUCGUCGUCCACCUCGGAUCUGCAACGACAGAAGCCAAUCAUUAUGCGCAGCAUAUCCGGUGGCUACGAGCCGUCGUCAUCAAUUGGCAGUUCGGGCGGUAUUGGAAGUGCCUCCCAAAAAAUUCUAAUUCAGCAAUCCGCCUCGAUUCCGAUCGCUGCCACGUGCGCGUCAUCCUCGUCGCUCGGAAACGUUAACAGUGGCAGCGGCAGCGCACUGAAGGAUAGCAAAGAAGCAAAAAUGAACCGUCGAAUGUCCGGUAGCCGACGGCAGAACAGCGGCGGCGGAGGUCCUCCCUCUUCUGGACCAUCCGCUGGUGGUGGCGGCGGGGGCACCGCAGCAGCCGCCGAUGACGAACCGAUUAUGGUGUGAAUCGGAGAAAACUAGUUCAGUUUAUUUGAUUCGUUAGUGUUUAUUUUUCCCGUAAAUUUCUUUAUUGUUUUCUUUGGAGAAAGUAAACGAAAACCAGUCCGGUUGGUAGGAAAACACGUGUAUUUAAAGGUUCAAUAUUUACUUUUUCGUCUGAUCACAAGAAGAAGUAAAAAAAAAUCCAGCCAGACAAGCAAAAGGCAAGUCGCAUUCAGUUUUUAUGUGUAAUAGAAUUAUUAUAUGGAUGAUUCAUUGCUAUUGAUCUUAUUUAUAAAGCAAAUCGCAGAAAACAACUUGUAACAUUAAAACGUGAUCAUAUAGGAAAGAGAGCGAGAGAGCAUCAUAGUAGAUAAGUGUGGUGUGCGUGAGUUACGAUAGUGUUUAAUCGCGAUAAACGAGGUGUGGGUGGGUUUGUUAUAAUAUGUGUGCGUAUGUGCGAGUGUGAGUGCGUGUGGGUGUGUGUAUUCGUACAUCUGUGAGCAGCCAUCUGUGCAAGUGUUUAGAACGUAGAAUAUUGAAUAUAAACAAACAAACUCAUUAAACUACUAAAAGGAAAAAAAGAAUGGUAACAUACAAGCGCAUAUAUAAAUUCACAUAUUUAGAUAGUGCAGAAUGAAUCCAUAUAACAAAAAAUUGGAGGAAAAUUUAUACAUAUAUAUAAUAACAAUCACGCUACCCCCGAACGAAUGAUUAAACAAGAAACUUUAUUUGAAAAUCGAACAGUGUGAGUAACUUGUUUUUGGUUUUAUCCAUUUAUUUCCCGAUGCCGAACUCAGUUUUCUUAGGUUCUUUUUUGUUUGGUUUAUUUGGCGUGACCAAGCGUCUUCAUUAAAUUUAUCGUUAUGGAGGAGCAGUGUUUUAAUAAUUCACACGCGAUUCUAUGAGGAACGAAGUUUUUUCCUGAAAACACACUUGGUCACUACGAUCGCAGUAGGCUAGGCUAUGAGUGCCAUCGUUCGCAAGUUUUUCGUUGUCAAACUUUGUCAACAUUUUCGUGCUACUUUUUAGUGCGGUUUCUCGAAUAGUUGUUUGAAUAAUUUGACAGUUCCUAACUAAAAUGUAUAAGUAAGUCAGGUUAGUGAAUCUCUAAAUGUCGUGUAGAGAUCAAGUGACUGUUUUUUCUGUAUUGAUAACAAACAUUGAAAGAACGGUAGCAGUUUUGGAAUAGUCUAACAAUCGGUAUCCUCGUCGUUUAAAGUUACAUCCCAUGAAAGAGUUGAAGGUGAAAUCCAUCGCGAGUAUUUUGUUCAAUUUUUCUUGAUCUUUAACAUCUUCUCUUCUCUCAAAUUUAUUACUAUUUAUUUUACAAGUCAGUAAAAUACAAACAAAAAUCUGCUGCAGUGCGCCUAAACGUAGGCAAAUAAAGCUCGGAUUGCUUACGAGAAUCAAACAGCGCUUGGCCAAAAUUUUUAUAAAUACGCAUCCCUAUUUCAGCCACAAGCUCAAAUCUUUUUGAAUCAAAACAGUUUGGUCAAUUGCAAAAAUGCCAUUCUGGAUUUUGAUGAAACUGAAAGUUCUUUUUCCGAAAACUUGCCUCUUCAUAGUCUUUCCUCGCUCUGGUCUAUAAAAUUUACACUAGAAGUUCAUCUACUAGUAGUGAUGCGCCUAAAAUUAGGCUUUUUUACUGAAUAAAUCCCGUUCAUUUUAGGGGUCUUCACGUCGCGAUCGUAUACAAAUACCUCUAGCCGUAAAAUGUGUAUCUUUUAUUACACGUCAAUGGAACUGAGUAUUCAUAAAGCUGCGUAUUUGUAUACAAGUUCGAUAUGAAUACCCAUACUAUUUCCGUCAUAAAUUAUUUGUCUCCAUAGGUGACGGAGAACAAUUCACGGCAUACUAUGAUAGUUUGUGUUCUAUUUAUAUUUAUUAAGCUAACAUUUUAUUGUUUUCCAGUUUAUUCUAUUCAUUUAAUUUACUCAAAGUAAAAUUCUAAAAUGUUCCCCCACUCCUGCAGCAGUCAGUAACGCGUAAAACAACAUUAAUGUUAGUCGAUCAUUAAAUCAAUAUUGCCUUUGUGAUUACACUCACACAAACAGUGAUGAAUGUUGACAAAAUAUGUAAAUUAUAUACUACAAACAAAAAUCAACCAUUUCAAGUCUAACUAUUAUACCAUGUUGAAUGUAAUCUCAUCGUCGUGAUCCUAGGAAACCCAAAAGUUGUAAACUCAGACUACAAUAACUAUAGCAGAACUGAGCCGAACUGGAUUUUUCGAGCGAGAGUUAAGAAUGCAGAAGAAUCAAGGUCUGGCAGACAACAACGUUUAAACAAUGCAAACAGAAAGAUAAAAAAUAUAUAUUUACAAAUCUUUUCUUGCGUUUCGAGCAGAUUAUGCCUACGAAUGAGAAAAUGGACACAAAUGAAUUACAAUCAAAACUAACUCUUGUAAAAAAAUAAACAUCAAAAAGAAAAAAACGUUCUCAGUGUCAGGAAUUUAUCAAUAAAUCAACGCAUGUACAAUGUUUAUUAAGCAUAAAAUGGUAAUUGAACUUUUUCGUUUUAUUUUCAUUGAACUAUUUUUAAUCUGUUAAAUCAAUAAAACAAAUGUUAACUUUAAAACGAAAACAAAACACAUUUAAUCGUGUGCUAGUGACUAAAAUCUUUAAACUAAUAAAAAUUCGAAAAUCUAAUUGUUUUUUCCGAGGGUGAGUGGCCUUCUUUUUCCUUUACUGUUGUAAAACACUAUGCAAACUGUUUUUAUUCCCCCUAUUCAGUAUAGACGUUAAACUUUGAAGCAUUAUUUAACGACUCUCUAGCAACGGUGUGGUGAGUGAGGCCAAAUCAUAUGCAACUCAGUGAACUGACUCUUUUUUGGAGACUUUUAUUUACUAUUGAUGAUAACGUUGCACCAAUUCAGUCAGACGCGCUAUCCAAUCGCGCGUACGCGAAUAGGGACUACAGUCCAGUUUAAUUCCUGGAAGUGAACCGCCGAUAAUUGUCAGGAAGAAGGACAAACAAAAAUACAACAUACCAUCGACACUGUUAGUAAUCUUUAGAUACGUUUUCAUCAGCUAACGGAACUUGAAGGAAGGUGUCGUUCGAUAGUUUUAGGUGGGUGUAUUUGAUUUCAGAAAAAAAAAUUAAGAUAGAGAAUAUUUAUCAGCUUACAGAUGGAAAUCUACUAACAAGAAAAAAAUUAACAAUUGUAACAUAAACAGUACAUAUGAACAAAAAAAAAAAACUAUUGAGUAACGCAGCAGUCUCACACAGUAAUAACGACAGCGGACGAGCUGACGAAAAAUAAAAUGGCAAAGAAAAAAUCAGAAAACUAUAUAUACAAAAAGAGAAGAAAACUUUACUAACUCAUAUACUGUAUUAAAAUUACUGUUAUGUUAUAAUUACUCGAUAAGACGGAAGUAGAGACGGUAGAGAGUAGGAAGGAAAUGAAGUAGACAUCAUUGGACUGGGCGUCCGUGAAUUGUGGAAUGUUUUUAAGGAAUAUUUCAAUAAACUUGUUAAAAAAUG